Molecule: messenger RNA, 3947 nt
Organism: Talpa occidentalis (Iberian mole)
Lineage: Eukaryota; Metazoa; Chordata; Mammalia; Eulipotyphla; Talpidae
Gene: DLG4
Product: discs large MAGUK scaffold protein 4
Exons: 19
Coding region: 1144-3138 (664 amino acids)
Biological process (GO): postsynaptic neurotransmitter receptor diffusion trapping; AMPA glutamate receptor clustering; chemical synaptic transmission
Cellular component (GO): postsynaptic density membrane; neuromuscular junction; neuron projection
Molecular function (GO): kinase binding
Source: RefSeq, a predicted model, not a curated record
AUUAUAAUUUGGAGAUAGAAUCUUGAGGAUUUGAAGAUGGGGUAAGGGAGAGUGGUGUUGAUCUCCCGGGGAGUCAGAAAAGAGGAUGGAGGAUAAGGGAAGGAAUGCCAAGGAAUGGGGCUGGAGGGUGGGAUAGGCACAAGGAAGUGGGUGGAGAAGAGGCUGGCAUUGGAAGAUGAAACCUGAAGGGUGGGAUGUGGAAAUUUGGACAAGGUGUAGAGGGAGGAUGUGGGCUGGGGUAGAGAGGGAUGAAUGAUGGGGCCCGGGAAGGCGUGCCCAGGAUGCGGCUGCCGGCGGGGACUGAGGAGAGGCUGGGUGUGGAUGAGGUUUUGGCAGUCAGUGGCUAUUGAGACAACAGCAUUUGCCGAGUUUUAAAGGGUCGGAGGAUGGUGUUAAUAGAUUUGUGGGCUUGAAGUCUGUUAUAGUGCUUGAAAAUGGUAACGAGUGUUGAGAAAGAGCAGUUGGGGGGAGGACCUUUUUGGAAUAGGAGAGCGAGAAUGAAUCUGGGGAAUCCUUGAUGAGUGCCUCGCACUUCGUAGGCUCCAAAUAUUUAUUUAAGGAGGUAAUAGGUUGAGGACCCCGGAAGGAGGCGCUUGGCUUCCUCCCCUCGUUGCCAUGGAGACGUGGCUUCGGUUGCCUUGGCAACUGGGGAAGCCCCUAGGACCGGCCUAAAGCUGGCCCCGCCCCAGUGUCUAGAGACCCUGCCGCGACGAGGCGACUGACGUCACGGACCUGGGCACGCCCCACGUUAACCCUUUCCUGAGUGAAGGGGCUGCAGGGAAAUGAGAGGCAUGGAACCCGGAUGUCUUUCACCACUCCCCUUUCCUGACGUCCUUUGCACCGCGUUGUGUGAGGGGUGCAGGGGAGGGAAGAAGGGAGAUUUUUUUGCUUUGCGCUGCUACCACAAACCUCUUCAGCUUGGACUACUCUUGGCCAGGCUAACGGGGGGCGGGCCGAGGGCACGAGAGGAGGGCCUCGCCGAUCACUAGGCUGGUCACCCUUGGGCCACGCCUACCCUCUCUCCCCUUUCCCCCACCCCCGUUGUCCUGACGACCGGGCCUCCAGGAGGCCAAUUCUCCCCCUGUGAUUGUCAACACAGACACCCUAGAAGCCCCAGGAUAUGUGAACGGGACCGAGGGGGAAAUGGAAUACGAGGAGAUCACUUUGGAAAGGGGUAACUCAGGUCUGGGCUUCAGCAUCGCAGGUGGCACUGACAACCCACACAUCGGUGACGACCCAUCCAUUUUCAUCACCAAGAUCAUUCCUGGCGGGGCUGCAGCCCAGGAUGGCCGUCUCAGGGUCAACGAUAGCAUCUUGUUUGUAAAUGAAGUGGACGUUCGGGAGGUGACACACUCAGCUGCAGUGGAAGCCCUCAAGGAAGCAGGCUCCAUUGUCCGCCUUUAUGUCAUGCGCCGGAAACCACCAGCUGAGAAGCUCAUGGAAAUCAAGCUCAUCAAAGGACCUAAAGGUCUUGGCUUCAGCAUUGCAGGGGGUGUUGGGAACCAGCACAUUCCUGGAGAUAAUAGCAUCUAUGUAACAAAGAUCAUUGAAGGUGGUGCAGCCCACAAGGAUGGGAGGUUGCAGAUUGGAGACAAGAUCUUGGCGGUCAACAGUGUGGGGCUGGAGGACGUCAUGCAUGAGGAUGCUGUGGCAGCCCUGAAGAACACAUAUGACGUUGUCUACCUAAAGGUGGCCAAGCCCAGCAAUGCCUACCUGAGUGACAGCUAUGCUCCCCCAGACAUCACAACCUCUUAUUCCCAACACCUGGACAAUGAGAUCAGUCACAGCAGCUACCUGGGCACUGAUUACCCCACAGCCAUGACCCCGACUUCCCCUCGGCGCUACUCUCCAGUGGCCAAGGACCUGCUGGGGGAGGAAGACAUUCCCCGAGACCCGAGGCGCAUUGUCAUCCACCGGGGCUCAACGGGCCUGGGCUUCAAUAUCGUGGGUGGCGAGGAUGGUGAAGGCAUCUUCAUCUCCUUUAUCCUGGCUGGGGGCCCUGCGGACCUCAGUGGGGAGCUGCGGAAAGGGGACCAGAUCCUCUCGGUCAACGGUGUUGACCUCCGCAAUGCCAGUCAUGAACAGGCUGCCAUUGCCCUGAAGAAUGCGGGUCAGACGGUCACGAUCAUUGCUCAGUAUAAACCAGAAGAGUAUAGCCGAUUCGAGGCCAAGAUCCAUGACCUUCGGGAGCAGCUCAUGAACAGCAGCCUGGGCUCAGGGACCGCCUCCCUGCGGAGCAACCCCAAAAGGGGUUUCUACAUCAGGGCCCUGUUCGAUUACGACAAGACCAAGGAUUGCGGCUUCCUGAGCCAGGCCCUGAGCUUCCGCUUUGGGGAUGUGCUGCACGUAAUCGAUGCCAGUGAUGAGGAGUGGUGGCAGGCGCGGCGAGUCCACUCUGACAGUGAAACCGAUGACAUUGGCUUUAUCCCCAGCAAACGACGGGUUGAGCGACGGGAGUGGUCAAGGUUAAAGGCCAAGGAUUGGGGCUCAAGCUCUGGAUCACAGGGUCGAGAAGACUCAGUUCUGAGCUACGAGACAGUGACACAAAUGGAAGUGCACUAUGCUCGCCCCAUCAUCAUCCUUGGGCCCACCAAGGACCGCGCCAAUGAUGAUCUUCUCUCCGAGUUCCCCGACAAAUUUGGAUCCUGUGUUCCCCAUACGACACGGCCCAAGCGGGAGUAUGAGAUAGAUGGCCGGGAUUACCACUUUGUGUCAUCCCGGGAGAAAAUGGAGAAGGACAUUCAGGCGCACAAGUUCAUUGAGGCCGGCCAGUACAACAGCCACCUGUAUGGAACCAGCGUCCAGUCCGUACGAGAGGUGGCAGAGCAGGGGAAGCACUGCAUCCUCGACGUCUCGGCCAAUGCCGUGCGGCGGCUGCAGGCGGCCCACCUGCACCCUAUCGCCAUCUUCAUCCGCCCCCGCUCCCUGGAGAAUGUGCUAGAGAUUAAUAAGCGGAUCACAGAGGAGCAAGCCCGUAAAGCCUUCGACAGAGCCACCAAGCUGGAGCAGGAAUUCACAGAGUGCUUCUCAGCCAUCGUGGAGGGAGACAGCUUUGAGGAGAUCUACCACAAGGUGAAGCGUGUCAUCGAGGACCUCUCAGGCCCCUACAUCUGGGUCCCAGCCCGAGAGAGACUCUGAUUCCUGCCCUGGCUUGGCCUGGACUCGCCCUGCCUCCAUCGCCCGGGCCCCUUGGUCUGGACUCAAUUGCCCAAGCCCUUUGCGCCCCCUGCCUCCCUCCCACCCCUUCUUAUUUAUUUCCUUUCUAACUGGAUCCAGUCCAUUGGAGGGGGGACACUCCUCUGCAUGUAUACCCACACCCCAGAACUGGGCUGCUGAACCCCAGGAAUCUGAGGUCUGGGUGGGGGAGCCGGGCUCCUGGUCCCGAGUCCUUGCUCCUUAGGACCCCUAGACUCUGCCCACCCCCAACGCACACACAAACCCACUGGGGGUCACCUGCCCUCCCCCAUUUCUCCCAUAUACAUUCCAGAAGUCAGGGCCCCCCUCAAGGAGCACCCUGCUGCAGGGAUAUAGAGCCACAGGCCUCCGCUCUCUCCUGAGGCAGGGUCUGGGGUCACCCCUGCCCCAUCAUAAUUCCCCAUGUCCCUUGAUUUCUCAUUUAUUUUUUCCAUUUUUUUCUUCUCAAAGGUGGUUUUUGGGGGGAUAAGUAGGGGGACUCCAUUCUGGGCCCCCUGCCUUCCACAUGCCCCCCACCUUUUUUCUUUGCUGGUUUGCAUGAGUGGAAGGUCUAACUGUGGCUUUUUUUUUUUUCCUGGGAUUUUUUUGGGGAAAGGGGAGGGAUGGGUCUAGGGAGUGGGGAACAUGGGAGGGGGGUGGGGGGCAGGGGUUGGGGGUUGGGUGUCAGGGAGCCAGGGGAAGACUGGAAAUGCUGCCGCCUUCUGCAAUUAUUUAUUUUUUCUUUUGAGAGAGUGAAAGGAAGAGACAGAUAC